This is a messenger RNA of Contarinia nasturtii (swede midge), 1047 nucleotides long. RefSeq names its product 26S proteasome non-ATPase regulatory subunit 8 (gene Rpn12). The record is from RefSeq and is a predicted model, not a curated record. Gene Ontology annotation, biological process: proteasome-mediated ubiquitin-dependent protein catabolic process. Lineage: Eukaryota; Metazoa; Arthropoda; Insecta; Diptera; Cecidomyiidae. Bases 155 to 943 code for a protein of 262 amino acids. Gene Ontology annotation, cellular component: nucleus; proteasome regulatory particle; proteasome regulatory particle, lid subcomplex. The transcript has 5 exons.
CGUAAAUAUAUUUUUAGUUGACGCUUCGUCUGUUGAGAUAGGUGGCGCCGCCUGCUCAUUUGCUAUACAUAUAUUGAACGAGUCACAGUCAGAAUACAUAGAAUAACAAUAAACAACAAAUCAAGAAAAGUCAUCGCAGUGAAAUCAGCAAAAAAUGGAUUCGGUUACAACUUUAUACAGAGACCUUAAAACUGAAUGGGACAAAUCGGGACCAAAUCUACGAAAAUGCGGUUCAUUGUUGGAUCAACUCAAGAUUGAGCUGACUAAGCUAAUUUUCUUGCCAACUGGUGAAACUGGUGUUUCGAAAAAGGAAUUGUUGAUUGCACGAGAUGUUUUGGAAAUAGCCGUACAAUUCAGUGUGGCCACCAAGGAUGUUACAGCAUUUGAACGUUACAUGUCUCAGUUGAAGUGCUAUUACUUCGAUUACAAGGCUGAGAUUGGUGAAUCGUCCAACAAGUAUCAAUUGCUCGGUUUGAAUUUGUUGUUCCUUUUGUCGCAAAAUCGAGUUUCCGAAUUUCAUACUGAAUUGGAAUUGUUGCCACAAGAAAUCAUCCAAACAAACGAAUUCAUUCGACACCCAUUGGCACUUGAACAGUGUUUGAUGGAGGGUAGCUACUACAAAAUCUUCAGAGCUAAGGGUCAAGUACCAGCACAAAGCUACAAUAUUUUCAUGGAUCUUUUGCUGGAAACAGUUCGCGAUGAAAUUGGUGCAUGCUUGGAAAGCUCAUACGACAAGAUUUCCACAAAAGAAGCACAAAAACGAUUGAAUUUCAAAAACGAAAAGGAAGCUAUCUCUUUUGGUAAGAGACGUAAUUGGUCUUUAGGUCCGGGCAAUGUGUACACAUUUGCCAGCCAAACAAACAAACCAAAAGAACCAGUGCCGUCAGUUGAAUUGGUUGAACAAGCCAUUUUCUAUGCGCGUGAAUUGGAAAUGAUUGUUUAAUUUAGUUUUAUACUUCUAUUUUCCUACUAAAAACCAUCAACUUAUUGAAUGAUAUCAUCAUCGGCAUUAAUAAGCGAAAUAAAGAGCAUUAAUUGAGAAAAAAA